AUGCCGCCUCUACGCUGCCCAACAUGCUGCGUAGACUCACAAGGCUCAGCUGCCCCACUCUCCCAGACGAAACCCCGGCAAAUCACAGCACGCCGAGCUUAUAGCUCCCAGUUCAACCCCGAUAUUAUCUUACCUCAAAACAGUCAAAAUAAUCAAAACCCUCGCAAAAGAGCAGCUCGACCACCCUCGCCAAGCUCCCAGCCGCUCUCCCAACGCCCCAGAGCAUACAGCAGCGCAACCGCCCACCCAACCCCCGCACAGCGCAGUAGAGCCAGCUCAACCAGCUCAAUCCACUCCCGAACAACGCUUACACAGCCGCUUCCAACUAUCGACCUUACAGAUAGCGCCGACAGCGGCCAAGCACCACCAAACUACGACUCCGACCCAUUCGCAACGCCAGAGCCGCCAGAGCCGCCAGCGCCACUCGAGCGCCCGUCAAACACACUCUCGCACUCGCAAUGGGCCUCCACACGCACCCAGCAGCCAGACCUCCAGUCUCUUCCGCCGUCGCAACCCCUCGACCUCCACGAAAGGGACCAGAGCCUCCAGGCCUCCAUCUGGGCCCAGAAUCCAAACCAGUCCCUCCAGGAGCAGCAUGACGAGCUCACUAAGCCAUUACUCGCCGACCCGGCUAUGCAAACCCUUGUGCGCUACUCCACCAUCUAUAUACCAACUAAAAAGCUACACCCGCGCCAAGCAACAGCGUUCAAAGAAACCGCUAAGCGCCUCGCCAACGCCUACCUUAACAAACCAUCCGAACAAGCAAUCCUCGACUUCCUACUACUACCGCGGAUCCUCGGUAUAGGCCUCCAGCAAGGCAACUUGAACCAGAAGCUGCGCAACUACCCACAUAUACUCCCAGCACCUCCAGAGCAAGCCAACCAAGCACGCCCCGAGCCAAAAGAGCUAAACAGCUCGCUGCGCGCUAUAGAGCUACUCGAACAAGGCUUUCUCGGUCGUGCAUCACAAGCGCUCGUCGACCAGGCGCCUCUCGCAGAGCUCACUCAAGAACUCAAAGCACAGCUCUGCCAGAAGCACCCAAUCGGCCCAAAAGACCCCUUCCAGAUCAGAGCCCGCCCACACGCAGGCCAGCCCAUCAAGAUCGAUGCUAUCCGUACAGCGAUCCGUACCACUAGUAAAGAAAAGGCCCCCGGUCUUAGCGGCUGGACGCGCUCGCUUCUCGACAUUGCGACAGCAGACGAAACAGACGGCUCUACACGCACCGGUGUGCUCGCUAUGAUCCGCCACAUCGCAGAGGGUAUCCGACUAGCUACAGCGAAAGGCUCGCAUCUCCUCACAGCGUCACGCCUCAUCGCGCUAGAAAAAGACGAUGGCGGUAUCCGCCCUAUCGCUAUCGGCGAUAUGAUCUAUAGAAUCGCCAUGAAAGCUGUUAUUGCCACGCUCUUCCGCCCCGAGAUGCUACUCCCGAACCAGCUCGGCGUCAGCUCCCCCGGCGGCGUCGAACCCGCCAUCUUUGCGCUCCAAAGCGUCAUUAUGAGCGACUCUACCGAAUUCGACACUAUCACCUCGGCCGAUGAAAGCAAUGCCUUUAACAAUCGCGACCGUACAACUAUCGCAACAGCAGUCCUCAACUAUGCGCCCACGCUGCUACAAGCCUCUGCCUGGGCACUCAACCACCCGGCGCUGCUCGUACUCUCAGACGGCACAGCUCUGGCCUCUGCGCAAGGCGUAUGCCAAGGCGACCCGCUCGCUAGUCUACUCUACUCGAUCUCACAGCGCCCAACUAUCGAAGCACUCCAAAGAAAGCUGCCAAACUCCCGUAUCUUCGCCUACCUGGACGACCUCUACGUACUCGGCUCGCGCAAAGACCCGGAAGUCAAACCAGUACUCUUAGAAACCUUCACCGAACACAACCUUGAACUCAACAUGCAUAAAACCAAGGAACACAAGAUCGAAGACCUUCGAACCACAGGCCUGCCGGUACUAGGCUCGUUUGUGGGGCCACGAGCUGCUCGAAAAACGUUCCUCGAGAAGAAGAUCGACAAGUAUAACUCUAUUCUUCUCACCCUACGCACGCUGCCUAAACAGCAUGCAUUACUGCUACUUAAAGGUAGCAUCAACCACCUACUACGCCACUUGCUCCGCCAGCUCGACCCGCGCGGACUAACAGAACUAUGGCAACAAGCCGACGCCGCCACAAUCGCCGCACUAGGCCAUAUCGCGUCCCGUCGACUCCAGCCAAUCAACAUAGAGCAUACUGCCUUAAUUGGUAUCCCAGCCCGCCAAGGUGGACUCGGACUUAUACUACACGCAAAGGUAGCAAAACAGCUCUAUGUAGCCGCUCGCGACGCCAAUACUGCUACUACACAGUUCAUUCUACGCGGUAAAACAACACCUACCAUGCUACUACUAGACGAACCUGCCCACCCGGCCGAAACAGCGCAAAGCGUGCUCAAGAGCUUCUAUAUAGAACAGCUCAAGAGCCUCGACUCAAUCUCCGAACCCGAGCGCAAUGCUCUCGCUGAAAACGCAAGCUACUUGGGUCGUCGCUGGAUCGAGGUUCUACCAACAAGCCCCAACACCAUGUUCACCGACGCCGAGAUCACCGAUGGACUCCGAAACAGGCUCUUAAUACCUAUAAAGCCACCAGACUUACCCUGUACACACUGCGCUGCACGUACCGCCAUCAACCACCAAGACACUUGCAAGGCUGCCCAGAGACGCUACCAAGCACGCCACGACCAGAUCAACCGAGCUAUUACCAAAACACUCUCUUGCCGGGAAGAUCUUGAAGUUGCUCCAGAGGUAGCCAUCCCAGGCGUUAACGAGCGCGUCGAUUUCGCUAUUACGCUCGGUUCGAGCAAAUACUACUACGACAUCCAAGUCGUAGCAGUCAACAAAGCGUCAGCGAAAGACAAGCUCCAGAACACGCUCGCCGAGGCCUACAAGGCAAAACAGCUCAAAUAUAGCUGCCUUGGUACGUUCUUCAAACCGCUUAUCUUCUCAGCUGGCGGCUUGAUGGAGAAGGAGACAGCACAAACGUAUAAAGGCUUGCAAGCGCUUCUAAGCCCUUACGCUGCUAACCAUCUCGACACAACGAUUGGUCUUAUACUAAAUCGAGCCCGCAUGAUGGCAGCUAUAUCGAUCGCCAACUAA
Messenger RNA from [Torrubiella] hemipterigena, 3117 nucleotides. The record is from the annotation of a GenBank genome assembly. NCBI's taxonomy places the organism in Eukaryota, Fungi, Ascomycota, Sordariomycetes, Hypocreales, Clavicipitaceae.